GAAGUUAUAGAUGCUCGAUCAGUUUGGAGAGUCCGCCUUGUCCGCGCGCUGUUUCGCUCCUUCGCAGAACCGGUGGAGAUAGCAAAGCCCGCCGCCACCGUGAAGCGUCCGCACACACACACACCGCCCCUAGCGUCUCUGGGUCACGGUCUCGCCUCUUGGUCUUUUUUAAAGAAGAGUCGUGAAGGGAUUAAAGAGCAACAUGAUUUGUUGUCAGUCUCUGUAGGGCUCGCUGCACCUGGACUGCCAUUGCGCGGACGGAUCUCGCACCAUCUUUUUGUCUUAUUCAUUUUGUUUCCCCCCCACACCGAGGAUACCUGUACCUCUACUGAUGGAACAGGGUCAUUCAAACGGUCUCCUGCUGGCUCCCAACUCCACGUAGAAUUUCCUGGAAGAUCGAGGCCCUUUCCUUCUCCCCACAAACAUGGACUGUUUCCCCAUGCUUUACUUUCUGUCGAGACAUCAUGAUUCCUGGUAAUCGAAUGCUGAUGGUCAUUUUAAUAUGCCAAGUCCUGCUGGGAGAGAGCAACCAUGCUAGUCUGAUACCUGAAGAAGGGAAGAAGAAAGUGCCGGACCUGCAGGGUCGUUCGGCCGCCCAGAGCCAUGAACUGCUGCGGGACUUUGAGGCCACUCUGCUGCACAUGUUCGGCCUCCAGAGGAGGCCCCGGCCCAGCCGCUCGGCCACUAUCCCCCGCUACCUGCUGGACCUCUACCGGCUGCAGUCGGGCGAGGCCGAGGACGCAGGCGCGCCGGACAUUGCCUUCGAGUACCCCGAGAGGUCGGCCAGCCGGGCCAACACUGUGAGGGGCUUCCACCAUGAAGAACACAUGGAGAAGGUGACGGAGAAAGUGACGGAGAAGCGGCCGCGCCACCGGGAAGCCCCGCCCCUGCGCUUCCUGUUCAACCUCAGCAGCAUCCCCGAGGACGAGCUGCUGUCGUCGGCCGAGCUGCGGCUCUACCGCCACCAGAUCGACGAGGCGGCGGGCGGCGCCCCCUCCGGCCAGGAGGAGGGGCUCCACAGGAUCAACGUGUACGAGGUGCUGAAGCCGCCGCCGCCACCGGCGGCGGGAGGCCCCGGUGGCGGCUCGGGGCAGCUGAUCACCCGGCUCCUGGACACCAGGGUGGUCCACCACAACGCCUCCCGCUGGGAGAGCUUCGACGUCAGCCCCGCCGUCCUGCGGUGGACGCUGGAGCGCCUGCCCAACCACGGGCUGGCGGUGGAGGUGCUGCACCUCAACGCCACGCCGCGUCACCAGGACAAACACGUGCGCGUCAGCCGCUCGCUGCAUCAGGGGGCGGACGAGGACUGGGAACAGCUCCGCCCUUUGCUGGUCACCUUCGGCCACGACGGCAAGGGUCACCCGCUGACGCGACGGGCCAAGCGGAGCCCCAAACAGCGAGGCCGCAAGCGCAACCGCAACUGCCGGCGCCACGCGCUGUACGUGGACUUUAGCGACGUGGGCUGGAACGACUGGAUAGUGGCGCCCCCCGGCUACCAGGCCUAUUACUGCCACGGCGAGUGCCCCUUCCCCCUGGCGGACCACCUGAACUCCACCAACCACGCCAUCGUGCAGACGCUGGUGAACUCGGUGAACACCAACAUUCCCAAGGCGUGCUGUGUGCCCACGGAGCUCAGCGCCAUCUCCAUGCUCUACCUGGACGAACACGACAAGGUGGUGCUAAAAAACUACCAGGAAAUGGUGGUGGAGGGCUGUGGCUGCCGCUGAACUGGCGGCGAACCGGACCCUGGACUUGGACCGGGCGUGCAACAGCGAUGCAAAAAAAAAAAGAAAAGUAAAAAAAAUAAGGACUUUCUUUCACAAGCCCCGCCCAACUUCCAGAAAUGUUCACUUGGACACUAAUUUAUAACGUUUAUGUUGAGAUGUUUUGUUUGUCUCAUUUCUUUGUUUUUCUUGACAAUAUGAUCAUAUAUUUUGACAAAAUAUAUAUAUUUAUAUCUACAUAUAAAAAAAUAAAAAUGAGUCCAUAUUUUAAACCUAAUUAAAAAGCUGUACAACUUUUCAUAAUGUAUAUUAGAUUGUAUGGUUUUUUUAAUGAGAAAAUAGUAAAAAAAAAAAAAAGUUUAAAGUAAAUUCUAUUUACUGGUCAUAUUUAUUGCUUUCCUAUUAUAUUCAAUUUCAUGAAAAAACAACAACAACGUGUUUGGCUUUCCGAUAAUACAUUUGUGCAUAUCACAAGAUGCACUGUAUGAUAUUAAUUAGAGCACUGCGUUAAAUUGUCACAAAACUGUUGAAAAAAUAUACAUCAGUUUAAAUAUUCAGACAUGUAUGUUGAUUUUAAUUGACCUCUUUGCAUAGAUCUUAACUCAAUGAUUUAUUUUAGGUAGGCCCUUUAAAAAUCCAGUUUAUAUACUUGUGAAAGAUCUGUAAAAACUAGUAAAUUUGCAAGGUUUGUAAAAAUGAACUUUUUUUAAUAUGCAAUUGGAUUGAAACUCAUCUUGGCUGAUAUUGAAAUUUGCCUGCUGGCAAUCUAAAUGUGUUUUUGGCAAAAAGAAAAAAAACAGAGAAAUCUUCUCUGUCUUUCCCAAAUAAAAUAACUUUUGUUUAAUUA
Messenger RNA from Gadus morhua (Atlantic cod), 2571 nucleotides. RefSeq names its product bone morphogenetic protein 4 (gene bmp4). The transcript is spliced from 4 exons. Lineage: Eukaryota; Metazoa; Chordata; Actinopteri; Gadiformes; Gadidae. Gene Ontology annotation, cellular component: extracellular region. The record is from RefSeq and is a predicted model, not a curated record. Gene Ontology annotation, molecular function: cytokine activity; growth factor activity. The coding region runs from base 465 to 1727 and encodes 420 amino acids.